AUGUUAAUACGGUUCCCAAACGAGCGUUUAGAUGUUGGUUUGGGGCUAGCUUUAAUCCGCAAGAGAAAUGCAAAAUUGUAUACGGUGCUUCAAUUGUACCACUGUGCUCGAUAUGGCGAAUUGGCCAAGCUUGAUCUCGAGCAGGAGCUUGACUUUAGCGAUCAGACGUAUAAAUUCGAGGCGUACAACUACCAGACACGGGCAAAUCUACUGCUUGGCAAAUAUAAAGAAGCUCUAGCGAAAAUCGAGGAAUCCAAGAAGAUAAUUCCAUCUUUCACAGAGCAAAGCGAGGCCUCGUUCUUGCAAUCAGAGCUUGAGUCAUUGAUCAAGUAUGCAGCAUUCCUUGAAAACGGUGAUAGUGAGGAUAUCGCAUCAUAUUUCACAAGAACCGAUCUUCCAGGUGGAUUGUCUUCUCUUCUCUCAAGUUGCUACUUUGCUAAAAAGGGCGACCUUGAGGCCGCAUUCAAGAGAUUGCACCCGAAGGAGGACUUGGAGAAUGUUGAGUUUGGGUGCUACUUGCUGCUCUUGCUCUCGAAAACAACAGAUGCCCAGCGGUUUUUGGAUGAUCACGUGACCAACGACUCUGCGUCGGAUACUGUUGGAUACAACCAGACCGAGGCCUGGAUUCAGCUUGAGGGAUACGGCGACGAGUUGAACCGGGCCUAUUACCACUUUGACGAUCUUGCAGGGUCCGGAAAUACGACCUCGCUCAAACUUUUGGUGUGUGUUUUGGUUUCGCACUUAAAGCUUCACCAUAUGCCGGAAGCGGAAGAAACACUCUCUAGAAUUGUUUCGUACAGGGCCGACCACAGAGAUGAGGAGGCGGCAGAGUUGGGCAACUGGGCAGUUGACCUAUUGGUGGACGAAAUUGCGCUCAGACGUAUCCAGAGCAGAAAUUCCGAUGCAGACGCUCUUUUCAACAAGUUGAAAGCAGAACACCCGGACUCCGCGUAUGUGAAGGAUGUGCAGGCCAAGCAGGAUGCAUUUGAUGAUAUUGUGGCCAAGUACGCGGCCUGA
Messenger RNA from Brettanomyces bruxellensis, 1017 nucleotides. RefSeq lists its product as uncharacterized. The coding region runs from base 1 to 1017 and encodes 338 amino acids. The record is from RefSeq and is a predicted model, not a curated record. Gene Ontology annotation, molecular function: structural molecule activity; protein binding. Lineage: Eukaryota; Fungi; Ascomycota; Pichiomycetes; Pichiales; Pichiaceae. Gene Ontology annotation, biological process: endoplasmic reticulum to Golgi vesicle-mediated transport; intra-Golgi vesicle-mediated transport; retrograde vesicle-mediated transport, Golgi to endoplasmic reticulum. The transcript has 3 exons. Gene Ontology annotation, cellular component: COPI vesicle coat.